AUGGAAGUACACCCAAGAAUCGAACAUGGCCAAGGAAAUACGAACAUGGCAUACUCUCAAAGAAAUCCAACUCAUAGACCGAACCACAGCCAAGGCGGGCACCCACCAGUGCCGGACAUCUAUAAGCCCUCGCGUUCGCCGUCGGCGGCGCGUUACUCCGCCGCCUACCCUGGGGGCGGUCAACAGCAGCAGCAGCAGCAGAAUGCGCAGUCGGCGGCGGGUCAAGGGGCGGCGUCCGUCGUGGUGCCGCCGUCGUCGGUCAACCUGCACAACCAGGUGCUGCAGCAGCAGCAGCAGCGGUACGUGGGGGGGCAGGGGCAGGGGCACAUGCCCCCCGCCCAACCCCAACUGCUCUACAGAGAUUUCAGUGCUUUUUAUAGGCAAAACCGAAUAUCUUUGCUGCACAGCGAUUACGCGGCUCGAUCCAGGGAGCUUCAGGGGGUCGUGAUAGACGACGGCAUGGGGGGACAGCAACCCCUCAAAAAAAUCCGCCUGUCGGACAAGGACCCAGUGCAACCCCUUAGAAUAGAAACCAGGGAUCAACCUGGCGCGUACAACCCUCAGGUCGAGGCGAUAUCUCCGACGUUGCCGGAUCACGUGCAGCAAGAAGAUCAGCAGUUUCGCACGACCAAGGACGAGCUGAUCCAGCAGAUCGGCAAGGUCGAUCGGGAAAUCGCCAAGGCCGAAUCUUCGAUCGCCAUUUUGAAGAAGAAAGAACAGGAACUCGAGGAGAUCGCUAACAAACCGUCGGUUAAAGGCGAAGUCGAAGAGGACACGCAACCCAAACACCAGAGCCUACACCAGAAAAUCUACGCGGAAAAUCGCAAGAGGGCGCAGAACGCGCACGCGAAGCUGGACACGCUGGGCCCCAAGGUGGAAUUUCCGCUGUACAAUCAGCCCAGCGACACGUCGGUUUACCACGAGAACAAGCGGAAGCACAUCGCGUUCAAGGGCCGCCUGAUCGAAUAUUUCAAGAAACGUCACGUGGAGAAGGAGAACAGGAAUAAUUAUUUGGCCGAAACGUACUCCAAAUUAAUGCAGGAAUGGCUAAGGAAGGUGGACAAAAUCGAGUCCAGUUCGAAGAGGAAAGGAAAGGAGGCGAAAAACAGGGACUUCUUCGAAAAAGUUUUUCCCGAAUUGCGGAAGCAACGGGAGGAUAAAGAAAGGUUCUCAAGGUUCAAUCGCGUGGGGUCGCGCGUGAAAUCCGAGGCCGACUUGGAAGAGAUCAUGGACAACCUGCAGGAGCAGGCCAUGGAGGACAAAAAGAUGCGCAGCUACGCGGUGAUUCCCCCGAUUUUGCUCGACGCUAAGGAGCGUAAAAUCAAGUACGAAGACGACAACGGCCACGUCGAGGACAUGGAGGCGGUCUACAAGGAGCGGAAGUUCCUCAACGUGUGGACGCCGCAGGAGAAGGAGGUGUUCAAGGAGAAGUUCCUGCAGCACCCGAAGAACUUCGUCGUCAUAGCUUCGUAUCUCGACAGGAAGAGCGUUUCCGAUUGCGUGCAGCACUACUACUUGAGCAAGAAGACCGAGAACUACAAGCAGCUGCUCAGGAAGAGCAGACAAAGGACGCGCAGCUCGAGAAACAACACGCAGAAGGUCAACAACGCCGCCAAUGCCUCGGUGGUGGACAUUCUAACCACGGGCGUGACGACGCGUCUGCAACGCGAGCAGCAACAAAAAACCGGCGUGACGUCGCGUAACAGCGCGACGCCGGCGUCGGCGGCGUCGGCAGCCGCCGCCGCGUCGUCCUCGUCAGUGCCGGGUAGCGCCGCCGCCGGCAACGAGGCGGCAACGUCGAACGACGCCGCCGCCGCCCGCAGCCCGACGCCGACGACGUCUAGCGCCGCCAACUCGACGGCGUCGGCGACGUCGGCCGCCGCCGUCGCGAUAAUUUCGACGGCGGGCGGCGCCACGACGGUGACGACGGCGACGGCGACGCCCGUCGCGACGGUCGUCGUCAAAACGGAGCCCGUCGACGACACGAAGGUGUUCAAGGACUUCAACUCGUACGAGGAUUACAGGAACAAGACGUUUUUCGGCGCAGAGGAUUCCAAAGAGAAGAUCAAGGAGGAGUUGAAGACCGAGUCUACGACAGAUGUCGCCAGUGAUCAAAACAUGCCCGGACAAAUAACGGAAAACAAAAAGAAGAAAGAACGAAGAAAAGAAGAAAAUACUGCCAUGGAAACUAGCGAUGAAGAGGCAGGAUCUGCACAAGAUAAACAGAUUGGCGGCAGCUGCGCGGUGUGCCAGUCGCAGCUGGGCGCGCAGCUGCAGUCGCGGCCGCUGCCGCCCAGCCACGCGAGCCAGUACGGGCUGCGCGAGGAGCAGGUGCCGGCGCAUGCGCGCGUGUGCAACACGUGCCGCUGCAAGUGCGUGCGCAGCCGCUACACGCACUGCCCCCUGCCGAACUGCCCGAACUCUCGCAACCGCGUCAAAAGACUGAGGUCGUUCCCGUACCGGCUGCAAGACCUGUCGUCGGACGUCAGGGAUUCGAUCCUGGCCGACUUCCUGGUGCCUUCGGGCGUCACCAAGUGCUGCUCGGCCUGCUUCAACCGCAUCCAGCGCCGGCUAGGCCCCGUCGAGGACUGGAGCGAGCAGGAGAUCGCAGAGCUCAAGUCCGCGCUGACGGAUUUGGGCGCCAACUGGCAGCUCGUGGCGGAAAGGCUGAACAAGAUGCCGCCGGUGGUCAAGAGCUACUACGCCGCCAACAGGAAGAGAUUGCAGCUCGAAAGUUGUCUAGGUGAUCGUAAACCCACCUUAACCGAUGAAGAGGAGAGCGGCAGCAGUACCUCUUCAUGCGAGGAACCGCCAAACAGAGAUCGUCAUUCUAGUGAUACAGCUUCGGCUGCUGAAAGUCCUCCUGUUUUGACAGGCAACGGGCAGCCGACGAACGUGAAGAAGGAAGACUACGACUCGUCGGCGACGGAGACGGCCGACGAGGCCGUCACGCCCGACACGUACCAGGGCAGCGCGACGAUAACGGCGGUGGGAGCGGCGCCGUGCGACCCCUCCUCCUCCUCCUCGUCGGCGGCGGCGGCGGCGCGCGCCAACGCCUCCCCGCUCAGCGUCAAGGACCUCGUGCUGAACGUGAUCGAGUCGCAGCUGAAGAAGAACCCGGGCUCGCGCGACGCCAACCCAACUCCCCCCACAAGCGUCGUCAUACCGACCAUCAGCUCGAUCCUCAACUCGACGGAUUCCAACGACGUGACCAUCGUGAGCGAGUACAGCUUGGGUGGGCAGCAGCAGCAGCAGCAGCAGCAGGCGGCUGGGCGCAACGCGAGGCAGGAUUUGAACUUGGCGAAGCUGAAGCCGCUGAUCGGGGCGACGAUCACGCCGGUGUCGGGGCCGAUAGUGCCGAGCGCGCCCCCCGAGCCGGUGGCGACGGGGCGCGACGAUCUGGUCGUGCUGCAGGUUAACGAUGGCGGCCGACUGGAGCCGGAGACGCUCGAUUUGAGCAUCAAGAAGCCCAGGGAGAUGCACGUGUCGUCGGCGCAGAAGAUGCUAGGGAACUCGCAGCAGGUGCAGCACACGCAGCUUCACAUUCCCUCCGGCGUCGGCUACGGCGUGCCGCAGGACAGGAAGAGCCCGUUCGGCGCGCAGGCCCCCGGCGGCAUGCGCCUGCACGUGAGCGGCGGCGGCCAGGGCGGCGGCGGCGGCGCCAAGAUGCCCAGCCCGAAGCCGGCCAAUCCGAAAGCGGGCUCCAUCACGCAGGGCACGCCCAUCGUCACGCAGCCGCGCUACGGCCUGCUCCGACACGUAGCCCCCGACUCCAAGAUGGGCUCCAUCACCCAAGGCACUCCGAUCCAUUUGCCGCACAACUCGAUGCAAGACAAGCAGCAGCGCGUCUACGAGUACUACAAGCGACCGCCGUCGCAAGGCCCGCCCUCUGGCGGGCCUCAGGGGCAGUCGUACGGUCAAGGGCAACCGCCACCGCCGCAGUCGCAGUACCGCGAACAACUCGGGUACACGGUCGAUCAGCACAUGAGCAGUCGGCAGAUCAUAAUGAACGAUUUUAUCACCUCGCAGCAUAUGCAAGGUCGCGGCCGCGAAAAGAUACAGUACUACCCGAGUUCGCCGCACAGAACUCCGCCGCCGCAGCAGCAGCAGCAGCAGCAGCAACCGCCCCCGCAGCAGCAGCAGCAACAGCAGCAGCAGGGCGGUCAGCAGCAGAGGCAGGGCGUUAUACAGCGGCACACUAGGCCGCCGUACCUGCCGCCAGGCCACGAGGCGCUCAGUUCGCUUGUGGACGUUGCGGUCCAGCAACCGUCGCUGCCGGUACCCACGGCGCCGCACGAGGGUCUGGGUAAAACGAUCGCGGAACAGCUCGAGCAGCCGCACCGCUUCCAGCUGCUGCAGCAGCAGCAGCAGCAGCAGCUGCUGCGCCGCGAGCAGCAGCAGCGCAGCGAAGAGCAACACCGCCGCGUCGAGUACCACCGGCAACAAGUCAACCACCACGCGCACCAAGUUAACAGAGGUCAACAACAACAACAACAGCAACAAAGGGGGGAUACCAACACUCUAACGGCGGCCAGUUUAAUCGACGCGAUCAUAACGCACCAAAUCAAUCAGUCGGUUGAUGGGGGGCGGGAGAACUCCGCUGCUACAGAUCGCAAAGGGGACGUUCUAUUCCAAGGGUUCAACCGCGACCAACAACAACAACAGCAACAACAACAGCAACAAGAGAACCGCCCUCCCAGCGUUAUAUCGGUGGAUUUAGAUGCACCGGACGGUGUCAGUAAAAAUUUGACGGUUAAAGAGUUGACCGACACGGUUAUAAGUCGCGAUUUCUCGUCUCGCUCGGGUUUCUACAACAUGCAGCAGCAGCAGGAGAACGAGUGGAAACGCAGGAUGCAACAUAAAGCCGCCGAAGAGCAGCAGAAACGUUCCAACACUCCUCAGCAGCAUUUAGCGCAAGGUAACGACGAACGGCAGAUAAUCAGGAUCGCGCAGCCUUCGGUUAAAUACCACGUCGAGCCGGUUUCGCCGCCGGAAAACAACCACCACCACUGGAACGAGACUACAAACUACCGGCGUUACCAAACGGCGCCGCCGCAGUCGCACAUGUCGCCGCUAGACUACGUUAAAAACCGCAUAGCGGAAGUGAUGCGCACGGAGGACGACAAAAAGGAAAUCACCGCGCAGCAGGAAAAAGACCGCGACAGCCCCGGCGACAUGGUCAUCGAUGAGGACAAAAGCGACGACUUUAUUAACCCUGCUACUGCGCAGCAGCAGUACUACGGCUACGUCGCGCAGCAACAACAACAACAACAAAAUCAAGACGGCAAUGCCCAGCAACAACAACAAAGCAACGAUGCCAGAUCUAACGAGCCCAAACCGCUCCUCAGCGCGCAGUACGAGCCUUUGAGCGACGAGGACUGA
Brassicogethes aeneus is the source of this 5382-nucleotide messenger RNA. Lineage: Eukaryota; Metazoa; Arthropoda; Insecta; Coleoptera; Nitidulidae. The record is from the annotation of a GenBank genome assembly.